ACUUAAAACUACCCACAUCUUCUUCUUCUUCAAAAAAACUACUCUCUCUGCUAUCUCACUCUCUGCAACUUCUCGUUGCAGAGAAACCGAAACCGAAAUUCUCUCUCCCAAUGAAUCAGAAGUGAUCGCCAUUGUCACAAACUUCAUCAUAAUGGUUCUUCCACUUCGAUCAAUGGUUUCAUUAUUCACGAUCACGAUCUUCUUCUUCGUCUUCGGUUCCUUCUCGUACGCUCUCAACUCCGACGGACUUUCACUCCUUGCAUUGAAAGCCGCAAUCGACGCCGAUCCCAGCGGAGUUCUCGAAUCUUGGUCGGAGUCCGAUACGACUCCGUGUCGCUGGCGGGGCGUGCUCUGCACGCUCGGCCGCGUCACCGAUCUCUACCUCCCAAACAAGGGCUUCUCAGGCUACAUUCCGUCGGAACUCGGCCGUCUCGACUCGCUCAAGCGACUCAGUUUGGCCCACAACAACUUCUCCCGGCCCUUUCCUCUCCACCUCUUCAAGGCCACCGGCCUCAUUGUCCUGGACCUGUCACGGAACUCCCUCUCCGGCCCAAUCCCGGCCCAGAUCGCCGACCUCAAGGCUCUCAGACACCUCGAUUUCUCCUCCAACCUCCUCAACGGCUCUCUCCCCGACUCCCUCGGCGACCUCCAGAGCCUCGUCGGAACCCUAAACCUCUCCUACAACCGAUUCUCCGGCGGCAUUUUUUUUCCUCCGUCGUACGGACGAAUCCCUGUCCUCGUGAGCCUCGAUCUCCGGCACAACAACCUCACCGGAAAAAUCCCUCAGGUCGGAUCGCGGCUGAACCAAGGCCCGACGGCGUUCACCGGAAACCCAAGCCUCUGCGGAUUCCCUCUCGAGACUCAGUGUCCGGAGGCGCAAAACCCCAAUCUCUCGAGGAGCUCGACCGGCGGGGAAGAAAACCCUCAGAAGCCUCUGAAGUCGAUCCCUCGCUUAGGCGAGCACGGAGAUGGCGACGCCGGUGGAAAUUCCGGCAGCUCCGUGACGGUUCCGAUAAUCUCCGGCGUAUCGGUGGUGAUCGGCGCCUUGUCGGUGACUGUGUGGCUGUUCCGAAGAAAAUGGAACGCCGGUGAGGGUAAAAAUGGAAGUAAUGAGAAGAAGGCGGAGGUAAAUCAUGAGGUGGCGGAGGAGGAGGGGCAAAAGGGUAAAUUCGUGGUGGUGGACGAGGGUUUUAGUUUGGAUUUGGAGGAUCUGCUGAGGGCGUCGGCUUACGUGGUGGGGAAGAGCAGGAACGGGAUUGUUUACAGAGUGGUGGCCGGAGGGGGGAAGGGAUCGGGUGCGGCGCCAACCAUCGUAGCCGUCAAGAGGCUCAGCGAGGGAGACGCCACGUGGAGGUUUAAGGACUUCGAGGCAGAGAUGGACGCCAUCGGUAGGGUCCACCACCCCAACAUUGUGCGGCUGAGGGCGUAUUAUUACGCAAACGAUGAGAAGCUUCUCGUCAGUGACUUCAUCCGCAAUGGGAGUCUGUACAUCGCGCUACACGAGGGACCUUCCAAUUCUUUACCACAAUUAUCAUGGUCAGCGAGGUUAAAAAUUGCUCAAGGAACUGCUAGAGGUUUAAUGUACAUACACGAGUACACUCCUCGGAAGUAUGUCCAUGGCAGCCUCAAAUCAACAAAGAUCCUUCUUGACGAUGAUCUCCAGCCUUACAUAUCAGGAUUUGGACUAACCCGUCUUGUAUCAGGUUCCUCCAAGUUCACCACUUCAGCAUCUAGAAAACAGAACUCAAGCUCUUCCAUUGUAACAUCUGGCUUGAAAGUUUCAGCUCCUUCGACCGUUUACCUGGCCCCUGAGGCUCGGAACUCUGGCAGCAAGUUCACACAGAAGUGUGACGUUUAUUCUUUUGGUGUCGUGCUAUUAGAGAUUUUGACAGGAAAGCUGCCAGAUGAGGGCCCCGAGAAUGAUGGCAAGGGACUAGAGGGUUUUGUUAGGAAGGCGUUUAGGGAGGAAAGACCAUUUUCUGAGAUUAUCGACCCUGCGCUUCUGCAUGAGGUUCACGCAAAGAAACAGGUCGUGGCAGCAUUUCAUAUUGCCCUUAAUUGUACAGAAAUUGACCCGGAGAUUCGUCCCCGGAUGAAGACUGUUUCGGAGAGUCUUGAUCGAAUCAGACUGCAAUGAAAAGUGACCAAGAUUUGAGAGAAAGGUGUAAAGCUUUUUUGUUUCUUUUUUGCCAUCUGUGAUUGUUGCUAGAAGUAUCCUACGACUUAGGAGAGUCGCUUGGAUAUCUUUUUGUUCAGUGCAUUGCAGUUAGGAAAGCCGGGUUAAGAUGUAUUUUUCCUCCAGGACUAGUGGUUAAUCCAACAUUAGCUCAAUGGAUUUUCCCAUUUUCCUACAGAACUU
Morus notabilis is the source of this 2359-nucleotide messenger RNA. RefSeq names its product receptor protein kinase-like protein ZAR1. Gene Ontology annotation, molecular function: protein binding; protein kinase activity; ATP binding. Gene Ontology annotation, biological process: protein phosphorylation. The transcript has 2 exons. Bases 152 to 2137 code for a protein of 661 amino acids. NCBI's taxonomy places the organism in Eukaryota, Viridiplantae, Streptophyta, Magnoliopsida, Rosales, Moraceae. The record is from RefSeq and is a predicted model, not a curated record.